AUGCAGUCGUCUCUGCUGUCGGUUCUCGCGGUCGGCGGGCAGCAGGUGCUGGACGGCGCUCUCUCUUACGGCGAGCUCUCCUCCUUCUUCAUGUACACCCUCUUCCUCGGCUUCAACGCCGGCAACAUCGCCACCGCAUACGCCGAGCUGCGCCGCGCCGCCGGCGCGUCGGAGCGCGUUCUCGCCCUCAUCGGCCGCCCGCCUCCUCUGACCGGGUCCGGCACGCUGCCGGACUGCCGCGGGGAGGUCGCCUUCGAGAACCUCCGGUUCGCCUACCCGACGCGACCGGCCGAGACGAUCCUCGACGGGCUCAGCUUGCGCGUGCGGCAGGGGGAGCGUGUCGCCGUGAUUGGGCAGAGUGGCUCAGGCAAGUCGACGCUCAUCUCCCUCCUCACGGGGCUGUACGAGCCUGCGGGGGGGCGAGACAUCGCCGAGAUAUGGCCGAGAUUAGCCCUGUACGAGCUUGCGGGAGGGCGCGUGUGGGACCUCGACUAG
Emiliania huxleyi CCMP1516 is the source of this 495-nucleotide messenger RNA. RefSeq names its product putative ABC transporter. Bases 1 to 495 code for a protein of 164 amino acids. The record is from RefSeq and is a predicted model, not a curated record. The transcript has 2 exons. Gene Ontology annotation, biological process: transmembrane transport. Gene Ontology annotation, cellular component: membrane. Gene Ontology annotation, molecular function: ATP binding; ATP hydrolysis activity; ABC-type oligopeptide transporter activity. Lineage: Eukaryota; Haptophyta; Isochrysidales; Noelaerhabdaceae.